Molecule: messenger RNA, 1050 nt
Organism: Clupea harengus (Atlantic herring)
Lineage: Eukaryota; Metazoa; Chordata; Actinopteri; Clupeiformes; Clupeidae
Biological process (GO): generation of catalytic spliceosome for second transesterification step
Source: RefSeq, a predicted model, not a curated record
ACGAUCUUAUGUCAUGUGACUGCCGAAUAAGUCAGGUGAUCGGUUGUUGAUCUUUUCAAAAUGAUGGACAAGAAUGGCUAGGAAUGAAGAGAAACAGUACGGGAGGCUAAAUCGGUUGUGGAUUCAAAAGGAGAAAGAAGAGGGCCGUAUCAAAGAUGUCCACACUAGACCAAAACUUCCAACACUCAACUCUGCCGCUGCUGUGAAAAAGUGGAUGCCAAGCAUCAAGGAUGAAAUAGAAUACUAUUUACAGCAAUCCCAGCUGUCCCACUAUCCGGAGAGAAAGAUUGCAGAGUUCAAGCUCCACAUCGAGGCGCUAGAGAGGGAGUACAAACGCUUCCUCAACAAACUCCGUGCCCUCAACCCCUCCGAUAAGCACCAUCCCUGGAAACCCAGAGCCUACGCCAAACGCAGACAGGACUUUCCUGAUACUCCUGAUGAAAAAAGAUUGUGCACUCCGGACCUUGCAGUCUCAACCAAUCAGGCAGACAUUGCACAGGAGGACCAGAGUUGCAGUGCAGGAGUCCAGCAACUAUCUGAGCCCAGCGCCACUGUAGACCUACCCAACCAGGACCAGCCUCUGGCUUUUGACCGGACGAGACUGUCAGUGGCCGUGGCCGGGUACCGGGGCCCACUAGCAGGCCCGCAGCAAACUGAGAGGCUGUCUGAGGUGCUAUUUUCCGGCCUGCCUAACCUCCACGGCUCCCUACAGGCUCAGGCUAGAGCAGCUCAGAGCGGCUCAAAGGAGGAGACGGAGAAGACCCUCAGCUCUGAGUCUGGCCCACACAGCACGUCUGAUGUGCUGGGACUUGGCUGCUACUCAUCCUCCGAUGAAGAUUUGUAGCUGUCCGUUACGCCUUCAAUGACAAGAGGAACAUUAAUUCAGUGUGCUCUAGAACUCAGUGCUCAAAUGGACUAGCCUUUAGGUGUUCAUUGAUUUGCAUUGGUGUGUCCUUUUCUUCCUGAAUUACGUUAGUGGUUGUUUUCUCUCCGGGUUGAAAUUUCAUAUUGGGGAAGAAGUAAAUAAAGCAGUACUGAUGCCAACAUGGA